AUGACGCAAAAGCCGAGAAAGUUGUUCUCACCAAAACAUCCAGCAAGAAUUGCGUGCUGGAACAUCCGCAUGCUAUAUCAAAGUGGUAAGUGUGUCCAAGUAGCUAAAGAAAUGGAUAGAUACAACAUUGAAAUACUAGGCUUAAGUGAAGUUAGAUGGAACACAUCUGGUAUAACAACAAUAAGCAUAGACCACACCAUCGUAUAUUCUGGAAAUCCAAACAUAAAUGAUCCACAUGAGAAAGGAGUUGGAUUCUUACUCAACAAAACAUCAACGAAAGCACUGUUAGAGUGGAAUCCUAUUUCACAAAGAAUAAUUACAGCAAGAUUCGACACAAAAUUCCAGAAAACCAUCAUCAUACAAAUCUAUGCUCCAACUAAUGAGGCUAAAGAAUCUGAAAAAGAUUAUUUCUACAAUGCAUUGCAAUCCACAGUAGAUAAAACACCAAAGCGUGACAUCCUUAUCAUCAUGGGUGACCUAGAUCAGAUAGAGUAG
This is a messenger RNA of Ostrea edulis (European flat oyster), 495 nucleotides long. RefSeq names its product craniofacial development protein 2-like. The transcript has a single exon. The record is from RefSeq and is a predicted model, not a curated record. Bases 1 to 495 code for a protein of 164 amino acids. Lineage: Eukaryota; Metazoa; Mollusca; Bivalvia; Ostreida; Ostreidae.